AUGCUUGGCAAAGGCGGACGGGCACUUGCUCGUUCUGCCAACGUGCAAACACACAAGUCGCGGCCCUUAGCUUCUGUGGCAAACGUGGAAAUCCCACUAGGCAUUUCCAACAACGCUCGGUUUCCAUAUGAAGAUCGAUACGCUGAAGUCAUCAAGACCAAGAAGGAAGACAAGUCCUACCGUUACUUCCGGAAUGUGAAUCGUCUGGCGCACGAGUUUCCUCUUGCCCACUCCACUGAAGAAGGGAAGAAGAUCAACGUAUGGUGCACCAACGAUUAUCUGGGUAUGGGUGGCAAUCCUGAAGUCUUGAAGACUAUGCAUGCCGUUCUCGACCGCUACGGAGCUUGCUCUGGCGGAUCUCGCAACAUUUCUGGUCACAACCGCUUUGCAGUGUCGUUGGAACGCACGCUCGCGAAACUUCACGGAAAGGAGUCGGCUUUGUACUUCAGCUCCGGUUAUGUUGCCAACGACUCUGCCCUCACUGUCCUUGGACAACAGCUCCCCGGUUGCGUUUUUCUUUCGGAUGCGUCCAACCACUCCUCUAUCAUCGAGGGUAUUCGCCAUUCUGGAGCCAACAAACUUGUUUGGAGACAUAACGACCUUGAUGACCUCGAGCGUAAACUUGCGGCUAUUCCUCCGGGAGUGCCCAAGAUCAUCUGCUUUGAGUCGAUCUACUCCAUGUGCGGCACGGUUGCGCCCAUCACUGAAAUUUGUGACCUCGCUGAGAGAUAUGGCGCAAUCACGUUCCUGGAUGAGGUGCAUGCUGUUGGCCUUUACGGGCCCCACGGUGCCGGGGUCUCAGAGCAUCUGGACUUUGAGGCCCACAGCUCGGGCGACUACGAAGGCACGGUGCUUUCUCGUAUCGACAUUGUCACCGGCGCUUUGGGCAAAGGCUUUGGUACUAUGGGAGGGUAUGUCGCUGGUUCAAGCGACCUCGUUGACAUGAUCCGUUCGUUGUCACGAGGCUUCAUCUUCACCACCGCGGCCCCUCCCGCGACCAUGGCUGGAGCCGAGGCCGCAAUCAAGUUCCAGGGACAAAACCCCCAGGACAGGAUCCAGCUUCAGCGCAACACCCGCUUCGUCAAGCAGCGCUUGCUCAAGCACGGUAUUCCUGUCUUACCAAACACCUCCCACAUUGUCCCUGUGAUGGUAGGAGACGCUGAACGCUGCAAGAUCGCUGCGGACAUUCUCUUCGAUGAGUAUGGCAUCUAUGUUCAGCCCAUCAACAGCCCUAGUGUCCCUGUUGGACAGGAGCGCCUCCGCAUUUCCCCGACAGCUUCGCAUACGCUGGAACACCAAGACAAUCUCAUCAAUGCUUUGAUCAAUAUUUGGGACAGGCUUGAGCUGAGGAGGCUGGAUGAGUGGGCGAAGGACGAACAUGGCCACGUGGCUGAGGGGUGGGAGACCACCGGCCUUGAAGCUCCAGUUUGGAGCAAUAAGCAGCUGGGGCUCCCGGAGGAUACGCAGUUUAACGGAGACAAGCUCGGGUUCCCUGUAGCAAAUCUGUCGCCGUUGGCUUCGGGAAGAAGAGCGCUGGAGGACACUAGACUCCUUUAG
This is a messenger RNA of Colletotrichum karsti, 1557 nucleotides long. RefSeq lists its product as uncharacterized. The transcript has 3 exons. Gene Ontology annotation, biological process: heme biosynthetic process. The coding region runs from base 1 to 1557 and encodes 518 amino acids. Gene Ontology annotation, molecular function: 5-aminolevulinate synthase activity; pyridoxal phosphate binding. The record is from RefSeq and is a predicted model, not a curated record. Lineage: Eukaryota; Fungi; Ascomycota; Sordariomycetes; Glomerellales; Glomerellaceae. Gene Ontology annotation, cellular component: mitochondrion.